AUGUUCAAUUCAAAGAAAUCUCCUUUGAGAGCUGGUAAACCCAACUCUGUUAGUCCUGUCAAUGAUGUUAAACCCUGGUCGAACCCGUUUGAUUCUGAUGAUGAUGAUGAAAAGGAUAACAGAAAGUAUAAUUCCUCAAAGAAGACUUCUUCAGAGCGAGCACUUGUUACACUAGAAGUUAACACCAACCCAUUUGAUGAUAUGGAUGACAAUAAGAAACCUUCAUUGGUUACGAAUGUCCAUCAAUCAGCAGACCGGAACAGGUUUAAGAAUAAAUUUCGUGAUUCUGGUGAUGAUGAUGAAAAGGAUAACAGAAAGUAUAAUUCCUCAAAGAAGAAUUCUUCAGAACGCGCACUAGUUACGCUAGAAGUUAACACCAACCCAUUUGAUGACAUUGAUGACAAUAAGAAACCUUCAUCGGUUACGUAUGCCCACCAAUCAGCAGACAAGAACAGGUUUAAGAAUGAUUUUCACGAUUCUGGUGGAUUAGAGAACCAGUCUGUACAGGAGUUGGAGAGUUAUGCUGUUUACAAGGCUGGGGAGACUACAAAAUCGGUCCACAAUUGUUUGAAGAUAGCAGAGAACAUCAGAGAGGAUGCUACCAAGACUUUAGUCACCCUUCAUCAUCAGGGUGAGCAAAUUACCAGGAGUCACCAAGUCGCUGCAGAUAUUGAUCGAGAUUUAAGUCGGGGAGAAAAGCUUUUGGGAAGUCUUGGUGGUCUCUUCUCCAAAACUUGGAAAGCAAAGAAGACACGAACAAUAACAGGGCCUGUUAUUUUUGGAGAUGAUCUGAUUAGAAGAAAGGGAAACCACUUGGAACAGAGAGAGAAUCUGGGAUUGACUUCUGCAUCCAAAGGGCAGUCUAAGCUGCGGACUCCUCCUCAGGAACCAACAGCUGCACUUGAAAAAGUCGAGUUUGAAAAAGAGAAACAAGAUGAUGCACUGUCAAAUUUAAGUGAUCUUUUGGGAGAGCUUAAAGAUAUAGCUGUUGACAUGGGAUCUGAAAUUGAGAGACAUAACAAAGCCUUGAGUCAUCUAGAUAGUGAUGUGGAUGAGUUGAAUUUCCGAGUGAAAGGAGCUAAUCAACGUGGUCGUCGUUUACUUGGAAAAUAA
This is a messenger RNA of Lathyrus sativus (Indian pea), 1113 nucleotides long. The record is from the annotation of a GenBank genome assembly. NCBI's taxonomy places the organism in Eukaryota, Viridiplantae, Streptophyta, Magnoliopsida, Fabales, Fabaceae.